Messenger RNA from Plenodomus lingam JN3, 195 nucleotides. The record is from RefSeq and is a predicted model, not a curated record. NCBI's taxonomy places the organism in Eukaryota, Fungi, Ascomycota, Dothideomycetes, Pleosporales, Leptosphaeriaceae.
AUGUUAUGGUUACUUGCCACAUCAGGAAAGGUGUUGUCCGGGGAAAUUGCCGACCCCAUCGGUACCAUGGGGUACAAUGCGGGGAUCGUGGAUGACCUAGAUACCAUGCCUGUGCGCAACAUGACGGCGUUUGUCCGAACACCAUCAGCCUCGGUCUCUGCACCCGCUGAUGCGGUGAGCAAUCUUACUGUUUAA